This is a messenger RNA of Halteromyces radiatus, 451 nucleotides long. RefSeq lists its product as uncharacterized. Lineage: Eukaryota; Fungi; Mucoromycota; Mucoromycetes; Mucorales; Cunninghamellaceae. The record is from RefSeq and is a predicted model, not a curated record. Bases 35 to 451 code for a protein of 138 amino acids. The transcript is spliced from 2 exons.
UUUUUUUCUGUUCAUUACAUAAACAAUCAUCAUCAUGGUCUCCAAAUCAUUUAUGAUCCUUGCUUUUCUUGUCUGUGCUGUCUCCAGUUCCCCCGUUAAAGGUAAAUCAAAUGAUGAGGCUAUUAUUCCUGAUAACAGUGAUGUGAAAAGAACGAAUGGUGCCGAUGGCGAAGCAGACAAGGGCACUGGCAUUCGUGCUAGACAAGAAGUCGGUGGCACCCCCAUCAAUAGUACACCCAAUAUUCCUAUUACUGGUGAUCUUUCUGGUGGUCUUUCUGGUAGUGAUGGUGGUGGCGUUACUAGUACUCUUGGAUGUAUGAAUACACUAUCAGUAGAAUGUAGAAAACAAUUUGAAAAGUUUCUAGAUAUGACUCCAGCACAGUUGUCGCAACGCGCUAUUGAGAUAGCAACCUUUCACCAUAAUUGUCCAUAUGAUUUGAUUGAUUUAUAA